This is a messenger RNA of Telopea speciosissima, 834 nucleotides long. RefSeq lists its product as uncharacterized. The record is from RefSeq and is a predicted model, not a curated record. The transcript has 2 exons. Lineage: Eukaryota; Viridiplantae; Streptophyta; Magnoliopsida; Proteales; Proteaceae. The coding region runs from base 49 to 795 and encodes 248 amino acids.
UACUCUACAGGUAAACUGAUUAAUUGUUCGAGAUCGAGAGCGAGAGAAAUGGAGGAGCAGGAGGUGGAUUUGGUGCUGGUACCGAUGGGUCUGUUGGUGAUGGCGAUCUAUCACGGGUGGCUUCUCGUCACCAUCCGCCGCACCCCAGAACGCACAGUCAUAGGCCUCAACGCCGCUAGCAGGCAUCAAUGGGUUCUCUCUAUGAUGGCUGAUCCAAUGAAGAACGGUGUUUUAGCGGUUCAAACCCUACGUAACAAUAUAAUGGCAUCUACACUCCUGGCAACCACAGCAAUCACCCUGAGUUCGAUUAUUGGUGUAUUCGUGAGCAGUUCUACAAAUUCAUAUACUUCUCCAUUGAGAUUGGUUUACGGCAAUAAGUUUCCUAUGGUAUCUUCAAUCAAGUACUUCUCCAUCUUGCUUUGCUUCCUUGUUGCUUUCCUGUGUAAUGUUCAGUCUAUUAGAUACUACGCCCAUGUUAGCUUCUUGGUUACAUUGCCAACAUUGAAAGACAAAAAGGACUCUGUGGCGUAUGUUGCUCGGAGUUUGAACCGUGGGAGCUUCUUCUGGUCGCUUGGAUUGCGAGCUUUCUACCUAUCAUUCCCUCUCUUUCUUUGGAUUUUUGGGCCUAUACCCAUGUUUGUUUGUUGCUGCUUGAUGUCAUUUAUUCUGUAUUUCUUGGAUAUAACAACAGGAAUGACAAGGAAACUUCAUACUUAUUCUUUUAGUGAUGAGGUUAAAGGUGAUGGUGAUGGUGAUGGUGAUGUUGAAUCCAUCCAUAGAGUUGCAAUAGUGUAAGAUGGUUAAAGAAAUUAAGGGUUUAGUUUUGUAAAUGUC